AUGAGCAUCUAUCUGGCUCGCAUCCGCGAACGAGAUGAUGGAACCCUGUACGUUGAGCGGAAGCAGGCGUCUACAACCGAAGAAUUUUAUGUCGCCAUUUCUCACGUUUGGGGAGACCCGUCUACCAUUCAAACACAUAAUAUCUCUGGAAUAGGACCAGUCCAACUAAGUCCCGGAAAGACAGACAUUCUGAACAUACUAAAAAGGCCAGACAUCUGUGGCCAUGACUGGUUCUGGAUGGACCUGUUUUGCAUUGACCAAAGGGCUGAGUCUCCAAUUAGUAUCUCUUCUCAACUCAUGGCAAUUCCGAUAAUUUAUAAAUCGAGUCGCGUUGUCAUCGUGCUUAUAGAGUCACCUGUCUGCCAACAAUGGGCAAGCAGUGCAGAGCAAGCCGCUCACGAAGGCCUUGUUGACAACCAAGUUUUCAAAAUUGAGGAAGCCAGUCACGCGAGGAAAUGUGCCAAUCUUUCGCUAAUGGAUCCCUGGUUUGAUCGCUUAUGGACCCGACAGGAAGGUCUUUAUGCUAUGAAUCUGAAGAUGAUCUUUCUCAAUAAAACAGUCUGCGCUCGUCUAACGACUGUCCUGCCUCCUUUGGAGCGUUAUAAAAUGGAAAGAAAGGCCAUUGCCAAACGAGAAGCCGCAUUAAGCUUCAUCUAUGAUAAGCUGGCAUAUCAUGGAAUCUUCUCAGACAAAGGGGAUGCAAGCAUGAAUGCUUAUCUUGACCUCCUAUACAAGAGGCAAUUUAGCGUUUCGCAGUAUGGUGGCAAAAUCGGCCCCGUGGGCAAUUACAUGCCGAUUAUGGAGGCGUGGAGAAGUGGACGAAUGACGGCAAAGCCACGGGAUUAUGUCCUCGCUGUUUUCCCAGAUAUAGAAGGAUACCGAGCGCCGCAAAAUCCCCGACGCUUGUCUUUCAGCCAGCUACUGGAGGAUGCUUGUGAGCAAUUCGGAGGCGAUACGAGCAAUGGAUUCAAACUCUUGCCCAAAAUUCCCAAGAGUUUGGUGACUACAAUGCCCAGCGAUUCUGAACAACCUUGGGCUUUGGAUAAUCCGACGGAUGUAACCGAGGCUCUCGAUCCCAUAUUGAUGAUGACGAAUGAAUUCCUGGUAGAGAGGCAAACAACAUUCAGCGGCCUUGAUUUUGGCGCGGAAGGAAAUGCAGAUAGCAAACCUAGUGUUCAAAUUUGUCCCAUGAAUAUCCGAAACGAAGAGGAGCUGGAAAAACUGAUUACGAUUUGCGAAAGAAAUACAAAUCUUGUCCUGCAUGUCAGCUUAUCACCGCCGUCGGGUCCUUUCUUAGGAUCUGACCGGCAACUCAAUGACGAGCGAAACAUCCUACAUCGGUUUUUAGCAAUACGGUUUGCAGAAUCAGCAUUGAACCAAUACAGGUCUGAUCCGAUCUAUCGUGAUACAGCCAAAGUUAUAGCGCCUAUCGGCAAGCUUGUACGCCAUGGAAAUGUGAACACAGAGAAGCUCCAGCUCGAAGGGAAGGUUUUCCAGCAAGAGCUGAAGAUGUUUCUUAUCUGUCUCAUUUGUGGAACCACAAUAUCUUGUGCAGUCGAGAUAUCAAAGCAUCUCGACUUGGUCAUGUUCACUGUUGUAGGGAUGCAGGCGAUUAAGGAAAUACCGGGCUUAGUGAGCCGAUCAGUCUUGAAAUCAGUUGAUCAAAUCAGCAUAAGCGUAAAGCCUCAUGCAUUUGAAUCUUUCUUAGGCUACUUAUUCUUUAUGGUAGGAGGGGCAGGGAACCAUGAAGUUCUUGUUGGCAAAAGCAUGCUUCCAAAGGAGUGCAUAGUAUAA
Messenger RNA from Trichoderma gamsii, 1794 nucleotides. RefSeq lists its product as hypothetical. The record is from RefSeq and is a predicted model, not a curated record. The transcript has a single exon. The coding region runs from base 1 to 1794 and encodes 597 amino acids. Lineage: Eukaryota; Fungi; Ascomycota; Sordariomycetes; Hypocreales; Hypocreaceae.